Molecule: messenger RNA, 2195 nt
Organism: Toxotes jaculatrix (banded archerfish)
Lineage: Eukaryota; Metazoa; Chordata; Actinopteri; Toxotidae
Gene: tnnt2e
Product: troponin T2e, cardiac
Exons: 16
Coding region: 590-1345 (251 amino acids)
Biological process (GO): regulation of muscle contraction; sarcomere organization; cardiac muscle contraction
Cellular component (GO): troponin complex
Molecular function (GO): tropomyosin binding; troponin C binding; troponin I binding
Source: RefSeq, a predicted model, not a curated record
CGAAUAAUAAUUUGACUGUUCUAUUAUACUAACUCUAAUUGUAAAUUCAUUUUUCUCUGCUGCCUUCAAGUGCUGUCAGAAAAUUUGUAAUAAUGAAUUGGGCUAAUUUUAAUUUUAUCAUUAUGAAGCUGCCAAACUGUGAUGUGUUUACAGUGCCAGUGAGCAUUUUCAUUUUGCUUCAGCAGCAUAAAGUUGCCCUAUGUUGAUGUUUUUCAGCAACAAAACACAACCAAAAAAAAAAAAGAAACUCACAAGCUCAAUUUUAUUACAAACCAAAAAGUCAUUGGGAGUGGAACAAGUUCUAUUUCCAAUUUCUGACCACGAAAGAAGCAGAUUACGAGGAGCACUUGAAGGCAGCAUUCCUCUCCAGGUAUAACUCAUCUUUCUGCCCCCAACAAUAGAACUGACAACCCUAACCAGUCAUAGAAAAGAUAUGUGGUCACGUGACAUACACGGCUGUAUUAAGUAUGCUUUUUGGUGGGGUGGAUGAUUGAACUUGUCUCUGUCUGGAUGUGAAAGAAUAAGACCUGAACUUGCCGCUAAUCCCAUCUCUUCCUCAGGGAUAUACAGGAGGUAGCUGUAAUCCAAGAUGUCUGAAGAGGUAGUCGAGGAGAUGCAGGAGGAAGAGGCAGAAAUCCUGGAAGAGGAAGAAGAGGCUGCACCUGAAGUUGAAGAACCUCCUCCCACUGCUGAAGAGCCUGCAGAGGAAGAGUCUCCAGCACCAGAUGAAGAUGAGUCAAAACCCAAACCAAAGGCAUUUGCUCCGCCUUUAACUGUGCCAAAGAUACCGGAGGGAGAAAAAGUCGACUUUGAUGACAUCCAAAAGAAGCGUCAGGAGAAGGAUCUGGCUGAGCUGCACUCUCUGAUUGAGGCCCACUUCAUUCAGAGGAAGAAGGACGAGGAGGACCUCAUCGCUCUCGUUAACAGGAUCGAGAAGCGUCGUGCUGAGAGGGCUGAACAGCAGAGGAUCCGUGCUGAGCAGGAGAAGGAGAGACAGGCUCGUGUUGCUGAAGAGAAGGAGAGGAAGGAGCAGGAGGAGGCACGUAAGAAGCUGGAUGAGGACGCCAAGAAGAAGAAAGCUCUUACAAACAUUACUCAGCAGUAUGGUGGCGUCCAGCAGAGGCAAGACGGCAAGAGGGGGGCGAAGAAGCAGACAGAGAGAGAGAAGAAAAGGAAGAUCCUGGCGGAGAGGAGAAAGCCUCUGAACAUCGACCAUCUCAGUGAGGACAAACUGAAGGAGAAGGCCAAUGAGCUGUGGCAGUGGCUGAUGACGCUGGAGGCUGAGAAGUUUGAUCUCAGCGAGAGACUGAAGAGACAGAAAUAUGAUGCCACCUGUCUAAAAUGAAUGUGACCUGACUUCCAGAUCAAUGUGCUCCAGACCCGAAUCAAUGAGCAGCAGAAGUUGUGAGUAACUGUUAAUGAGGAGUGUGAGCCCCUUGGUUGUUGUGUAGUUUUGCUGUCUGCCUGCUGCACGGUUACAAACUGAGUCUCUGGCAGCAGGAACAGCCGAGCGACACAAACAGAAGGUGAAACUGUUGGUUUUGUCUUGAUGAGGAGGAGGCUUGCACAAGCUGACAUGUGCUUGUAUUUAAUCCCAAAACUCAGUGUUUACCGUAAAUGUAUGCAGCAUUUAAAAGAAACAGGAACAAAAGACAAUAGUUUGAUAUUUCGGGAAAUUGUUUGCUUUCUUGCUGAGUGAUAUGUGAGAAGAUCUAUAUCACUUUCACUGGUAUAGGUCUGGAUGUAAGGCUAACAGACUGUCUGAAGGUAACAAUGUGACCAUGUGAAACCAGAUUCAAACUAACCAUGUAUGGCUCAGUUUAAAUGAUUUGAUUUGCCUGUAUGAAUGUUAGUAUUUGAUUUUAUUUAGCUGUAACUGCCAGCAGUGGUUGCUUUGCAGCCAUGUUGUCGAUUGUUGACUUUGAGUAGUUAUUUUCACCAAGUAGGCAAUUUUACAGAUGUCAGAAAUUCUUGAUGCCCUCACUUUGAAAUUCUAACUCAGACAGUAAGAAGGUUUUGUUGCCUCUGGACAGAGCCAGGCUGUUUCCAGCCUUUAUGCUAAGGUAACAGGCUGCUGGCUAUAGCUUCAAAUUUAAUGGACAAAUUUCAUAGUGGUAUCAGUCUUACCCAUUUUAUUAAGCAAAAAAAAAAAAAAAGCAUCUUUCCUGAAAUGUCAAACUGUUCUUUUAAUGUGU